Musa acuminata AAA Group (dessert banana) is the source of this 886-nucleotide messenger RNA. RefSeq names its product cytochrome P450 71D10-like. Lineage: Eukaryota; Viridiplantae; Streptophyta; Magnoliopsida; Zingiberales; Musaceae. Gene Ontology annotation, molecular function: oxidoreductase activity, acting on paired donors, with incorporation or reduction of molecular oxygen; monooxygenase activity; iron ion binding. The record is from RefSeq and is a predicted model, not a curated record. Bases 42 to 674 code for a protein of 210 amino acids. The transcript has a single exon.
UUCGAGAAUCUAAUUUCUGGAUUCCUUUUGCAAUAAAGGAUAUGCUCGGUGGGGCCAGCGAGACCUCCGCAGGAAUAAUGGAGUGGGCCAUGUCGGAGCUGAUGAGGAAUCCAAGAGUGAUGCGGAAGUUGCAAGAGGAGGUGAGGGAGACUGUCGGAGAAAAGGGAAAGGUGACGGAGAAGGACAUCAACGGAAUGAACUACUUGAAACUGGUCAUCAAGGAGACUCUGAGGCUGCACCCUCCUGUUCCUCUGCUGCUCCCCCGAGAGUGCCGGGAGACGUGCGAGGUUCUUGGUUACCAGAUACCAGAGAAGACGAGAGUAUUCGUGAACGUUUGGGCCUUGGGAAGGGAUCCUCGAUACUGGGACAGUCCCACUGAGUUUGAGCCAGAGAGAUUCGAGAGGAGGAAUUCCAUGGUCGACUUCAAGGGAACCAACUUUGAGUUCUUACCUUUCGGGGCAGGCAGGAGGAUAUGCCCAGGGAUGUCAUUUGGUUUGAAGAGCAUAGAGCUUUCCCUGGCUAGCCUUCUCUACAACUUUGAUUGGGAGCUCCCAUCGGGAAAUGAAGGGAUGCCCCAGGAGUUGGACAUGAGCGAGACCUUCUCCAUUACGUGCCGGAGGAAGUCAGACCUCUGCCUACGUGCCAUCCCUCGUAUUCCUUUCCGUAUGACUUGACCUUUACCCAAAAAUACGUGCAAUCGUAGUUGUUUCUUCAUGUAUGCACUUCUACCCAAUAGUCUUUACUUGUGUUGUUACAGAAAUUUGUUAUACUUCAUAUAGACAGUGUUGAUAAAGUGUAGGAGGCUCUUUCUUGUGAAGCCCUCUUAUGGGCUGUUUAGUAUAAUGAAAUAACUGUUUUGAUAUUUGAAAUAAUUAAAUAUUAUUGC